AUGGCGGCAGUGCCGAAGUACACGCUGCUGCCGCUGUCGGACUCUCAGUUGAAGGGUGGGGGAGACGACAGCCUCUUCAAGGGAUCUGGCAUGACCAAGCGCGGGGCGAUCGCCGCUCUCUCCUACAUGGCUUGCGCAGGUGGGGAAAUCUUCGCCCCCAGCUUCCUCUGUGUGUAGCUUCAUGUGGAGGAAGACAUGGGUUUUAAUAUAAUGAGGGAUAAUUCAUGCUUUUGAUACCCCUCGACAUCUUGUUAUCAAUGACAUUGAGAACGUUUGAGUAGAAAUAGAUGAACUAGGAAACUCACUGAAGGAACCCUAGCGUAAAGACAUUAAUCAAGAAAAUCUCAAGAAUGGCUCUACUGUUGUAUAUCUUGUUGUAAGGGAAUCAAAUAGUUGAACUUCUUCCUCCGGGAUUUCGGGUUUAUCACACCAAGAUUCCGGAACAAAGUCGACAUUGGCAGUUGAUUACGUUUUCCGUUGCCAUUGUUUUUAUCCUUCUUCAAUUUCAUGAAUGGUUUGAUCUCACACGUUGCUAAAACGUCAAAUAGCUUGCCCAAUGCAAAGUUGGGUAAAGUUCUGUUUCUGAUUUAACGCUCAGAAAAUCGGGACGAGCAUGUCAUCUUUCUAUACUAGAAGUGAACGAUUAAAGGUCAGAACAAAAUGCUUCGGGGAUAUUUUUCUUUGAAUUUAUUCUAAGGUUUGUGUAGCAAAGCCUUUUACCAGUGGGGAUUUGUGUUUCAGAAUACUGUAGACAGGCGCUUUUGUUCAUAAAAUUAGUGGUACAAAAUCUCGCCUUGCUUUAAUCAAUGUUGAACUAAUUAAAGACAUUAGUGACUUCAUCAAAAUUUUUGUUGUUUAUUAGUUUCCUUCUACUUGUAACGAUUCCAUAAAGCGGGUUCCUGACAUCUUCAUUGUAUUGUUAAAAGUAGAUAAUGGCCUUCAAGUUGAAAGAUGCAUGGAAAUCAAGACCAGAACAUGAAAAAAAUCUUGGAUGGAUCCAAAUGGCCAGUCCAGGACAUGCUAAAUUGUACUAAUUAGAGUAAUAUAAAUUAUGCUAACCGUCAUCUAACUUGUAAUGAAUAGUGAAAUAGAUUAUACUAACCCUGGUCUUGUCAUGCCAUGGCUCUAACUUCAGAUCAUGACUGACAUAAAAUCCAGGUCUACACUCUCCUGGAACUUCUUUGCCCUUUCUCUAUUCUAUGUCUUCACUCUAAAUUUCGAGACCUAUAUCGGAAAAUUAACUCCUGUUUAGGAAAAAAUAUACAAAUCUGUGCUAUUACAUUAUUAUUCUCAAACAAACAGCCACAGGUUUGGCCUGAUAGUACGGAAUAAUUAUAGAAUCUGGAAAGUCAAGCUUUGUAAAUGAUUGAAUCUUCAUCUGUAACGAGUACAAUUCACCCUGACGCCUUAGUUAAUGCUUCAAACACACAAGACACCUCAGCUUUCAGCAUUGGUUCACCUGGCAUCUUUCAAUUUGCUUUAUCUGUUUCUCACCUCAUCUGAGAGUUUUUUCCAUCAUUAGCACACGAUCAGCAUUGUAGUUUCCAAUAAUCAUCCUGGAUCUCAGCUAGAUUAGGGUAUAAUCAUGAACUACCGAUGGCUGAGUUUGGAGUUGACUUAUCGAUCUAGGAUCCGUGUGUUCAGAUUUACUCUUAGAACACUUACUUAGAACUGUCCAAUAGCUGAAUAGAUUAAUUGGCCAGUUUUCUUUUAUGGUUCCACCCCUGUUCCACCUUAAUUUCAGAUUUGGUAAAAUGCAUUAUUUUUUGGGAUUUGAUGGAUCAUUUAUAUAGAACAUAUUGAAACUAAUAUUCCUUGGUAGUGUAUUUUAAGGUUUCAAUAUAUGAAAUACUAUAUAUUUCUAUCGUAAUGUAUAAUAUUCAAACCUUGGCCUUGAUUAACAUAUCCAUUGAUUUGAAUCUGGGUCAAACUUCCUGAGUUUAUUCAAUAUAUCCAUUGAUUUUUUGAUUUCGACUUUGCCAAGUUAUUCAAUUUAUGAUGUACAUUGUUCCUCCAAUGCCAAAUUUCAAGAAAUCAGAAAGACAUUCAUAAAGGAGUAUGUAAAGAGGUCUGAAACUGAAAAGUGUUUUAUCGAUUGAAGUAUGCAUAUGCACAUAUUCUGAGAAGUCUGGAGUUAAUUCCCUUCUUAUCCUGUGUCCUUCAUUAGCACUGGUUUUAAGCAUGUGAUUCUCAAUAAUAAAGGGAGCAUGUGAAUUGAUUAGCAUGAGUAUUUUUAUUGUAUGUUGCUUAUAAAUAGAAACAUAGGUCAACUGAAAAAAUCUUCAGGCUUAUGAUUGACAAGGGAAAACCAGAGAAAUGUUUCACUGUAGGCUUUGAUUUUCUUUCAGUGUCUCUCUCUUCUCAGCAUUGAACGGACUAUACUGCUCUGGAAGUUACAUAUUUAAGUCUGCAUGUUUUUCUAUCCGUCCCCUUAGAAAACGCCUUAUGUUUGUGUUUCUUCCUAUGCUCCAUUUUGUUUUUCACUGACCUGCGUUUUCGCCUGUGUUUUGUAGUUUUACUGGUGAUGUUCAACAAAGCAGCUCUUUCUUCAUAUAGUUUCCCUUGUGCUAAUGUCAUUACUCUCUUUCAGGUGAACUUUCUCUCCACUUUGGUUACUUCUUGCAGUUCCUGAUAUGCCAUUGGAUUUCUACCUUUGUAAACCUUCUGUACUGUUCUGUGCUUACUAUAUCGAUAAUCUAUUUAAGAACUUUGGUUUCUGGAAAUGCAAAUUGCAUGUACGUAUUAUAAACCCACAAUUCUUGGAUCCCCUUUAUGACUUGAUUGUUUACAACCAUAUAUGAUAUUCUUUUUAAUAUCAAUGAUUUAGAAUAUACCCGAAGGCCAAAGAAAAUUGAUUUCUUUUUGUUGUAAUUUGUUUAUUUCCCUGAUUCGUCUUAGUUUAACUGUUCGUCAGAAGUUGCAUCAUGGAUGGAGUAAUUGUCGUCUAGUCAACAAUUUUUAAGCUUUAUAAACUUUUGAGUCUUUCUAAGACUAAUGUGAAGAAUUCGUACCUAGAAAAUUCAGAUACAGCUCCUGCCCAUGAUGUUAUAUAUUUCUACCUUUAAAACUAUAUGCCUAAUAACUUUAAUGGACUGGUCACCUUGCUAGACGAGUGGAAUUUAGUUGCCCAAUAAAUCCUUUCCAAACAGAUAUGCUCCUUGAAUACAAAUUGUAGGAAUUAUUUUCUAGUUUCCAGAUUUGCUUUUUUUGUAUAUUUUAGUUAUUUUUUUUAAAAUUGUGGGCAGAGAUCUAAAAUUAUACGCCAAUUUUUCAAUGAAUAAGGCCCAUUUACUUCUGUUGAAUAAUGUAAUCUCCCAUUAAAUAAUGUAGGGCAAUUCUUCAACUCCUGACAUUGGCUGUUGUAGUCCUUGACACUGGAAAGCGGAUUUAUCAAUAAGUCGGUGUGCGGGAAAUUCCUAUUUUAAUUAAUGGCUCCUGCUCCGUGGAUCUCUUGAUCUUUUCCCAUGCACGCUUUUCUUACCUGAUAUUUUCAGGUUCUUUUUUUCUUCUUCUGGUUGUCUAUAACCGCAAUCUACUGAGAUCUUUUCAGUAAGGAGUGUGUGAUGUUAAAAUGAUCAGAUUCUGAGAGGGAUACCUAUUUUCUGGGGAACUUUGUAGAUGACAUGUCCUGCAUAAUCUGCCAUCUAGUAAUUGAUCAUUUCUGAAGACAGUUACCGCUGGAUGAACCAUUAUGUACUUAUAUUUUGUUUCUCACUUAAUCGUCUUGUGUGGGUUGCAGAUGGUGUGCUCCUCCUCAAUUUUGUACGCAAUGAGACGCUGGGGAAUCAUCACCUUCACUAUUGGUGAACCUUGGAUGGUGCCUGACAAAUCGUCACCAAGUCUUGUACCAUUAACGACAUUACUACAAACACUUCCGCUUUCAUUAACAUAUCUACUUUACAUGGUAUGAUGUUUUGACGCUUUUUAUUUAUAAAUAUAAAUAUCAACAUACUUACUGAUCAAUGUUUAAUUUUUUGUGUCGAAGGUUGCUUCCAUGGAAUCUGUUCGUGGAGUCAACGUUCCCAUGUACACCACCCUUAGGCGGACAACUGUUGUAUUUACGAUAACAGUGGAAUAUCUUCUGACUGGUCAGAAAUAUCCACCCUCAGUUUUUAGCAGGUAAAUAGAUUUCUUAUUUGUCAUUGUUAUAAAAUUGGUGCUCUGAGGAUUACGGAAAAGGUAGCUGAUAUGUAAUGGUAGGCUCCUUUCGAGAUGAAUUUCAAUGAAUUUUUUUAAGUAAUCAAUAGUUUCAUGUCCUCUUUAUGGCAGUUUUAUGGUCCUCAUAUCCAUAUUCAUGGAUGGUUUCCGUGCCAUACUCGUAUCAUUUGUUCUCUAAAGUACUAAUGGCGUUCCAUUUGCCCCUCCCUCUACCUUUCUCAUCAGAAAUUUAAGGUGAUCACUUAGAUUGCAACCCACACGUAGUUACUGAAUGAUGAUUUCAAUGUCUAGGUUAUGGAAAGAAAAGCUUUCAUAAUUUUUUUCUGAACGGAUUAUUACAUAGCUCGUAUCAUCCAUUUCAGACAGAUGGAAUAAAUGAGUUUAAUAAACCUAACUGGAACCUGACAGAGAGAGUGACAGUGAGUGAUACUGUAGAGUAGCUGGUUGCCAUUGGUUGAAAGUAAUGCGUUUGCAUGCACGCCCAAAAGAAAAUACUGAUUGUCAUUGCUUAUUUUUUUCUUGAUUAUUAUUUGAUUUGACUUGAAGAGUAUAAAAAAUUGUUUCGUUAGCCAGUUUAAUACUCUUUCUUUCUAUGAUUUGCUUUUGAAAAUCAAGUGGACGUCUUACCUAUAUUCUGUUUAGAUUUGGUACUAAUUAUGAUGGUAAAGUUUUGCUCGAUAUUUAUUAUGGCAUGCAUCUGCCUUUCUUUUUCAUUAGGAAGCAUUUUACGUUUCUGAUCUCUCUCCCUGGUUAAAAACCAAGGGCAUUAUCAGUGUGUUUCUGAUUGUUUUUGGAGCAUUUCUUGCUGGGGCCCGGGAUAUGUCAUAUGACUCCUAUGGCUAUGCCAUUGUCUUGGUAUCCAACAUCUCAACUGCUAUAUAUCUUGCUACAAUUGCUCGCCUCGGUAAUCUUACAUUCCUUAUAUAUAUAUUAUUAGUAUUUUCAUCUUUUGUAUUCUGGAACAUAAUAAAUCUAUACUGUGACAGCAGUUCACUCAUUACCUAUUUUCUUGUUGUUUCCCUUCCAGGGAAAUCCAGUGGUCUCAACAGCUUUGGUCUCAUGUGGUGUAACGGUAAUAAGGCUAAGGAUGAUUUGACAGCUCUGUCCCUCUAAUGAUUCAAUAUUAUUGAUUCAAAUUCAAUAUAUGAUUUUAGUAUUAUUUUGAAAACAAGCUGAUUUCUUCUUGCAGGUUUAGUAUGUGGACCAGUUUUGCUGGUAUGGACUUACUUUCGAGGUGACUUGGAGAUAACAAUGAAUUUUCCUGACCUGUAUUCCCCAGGCUUUCAGGUAAGUCCGGUUCUGAAAUGAACGAUAUUUCACCAUGUAUCCGCACUGGAUAUUUUAAUUAUGAAAUUUAUGCUGAUAAAUCGUCAAGAUCUGAUACUUAACUAAAAGAUAAAAUUAACAAUGCUUAAUUUAUGCUUCUUUGUUGUUGGGUUCUUCACAUGGCAUGGAAUCUUGGCCUUACUUUCCAAUAAAGAACGGGUACUAAUUUAUAAGUUCAGCAUAUUCUACCUGCUUCUAUUCUUUAAUUGAGUAGUGCAAUGUGCAGGCAUUUUGCAUUACCAAAUCUUGUAAAGAAAAAAGAAAAUGGAUCAACACUUUCUUCAUGGAAAUAUGCCUUAUUUAGUGGUUUGAUGGUCUGAUUAGGAGGUCAACGCUUAGAAAGGAAAUCUUGGUCUUCUUCUGCUUGAAGAUUUUACGGCCCAAUCAUGGAAAUAUGCUGUCAAUGCCCAGCUGUUUCUACCUGCUUCUAUUCUUUAAUCGAGUAGUACAGUGUGCAGGGAUUUUGCAUUACCAAGUUUUUUAAAGAAAAAAGAAAAUGGAUCAACAGUUUCUUCAUGGAAAUAUGCCUUAUUUAGUGGGUUUUAUGGUCUGAUUAGGAGGUCAACGCCAAUAAAGGAAAUCUUAGUCUUCUUCUGCUUGAAGAUUUUACGGUCCAAUCGUGGAAAUAUACUGCCAAUGCCCAGCUGUUUCACUCAACUAUGCCAACUUUGUGUGCGUUACCCCUGGAGAAUGGCGGCAGCCUGAUUCAUAUUCCAGCCCCCUGUUGCCUUCAUAUUUGAUCUUUUGGCGUUUAAAACAAAAUAAAAAACACAUUUAUUUAUUCUCGAAAAAGAUAAAAUUUAUUACUAUAAAGGGUGAUAAAAAAAAUAAAAUAUUAAAUAAAUCAGGAAAGCCUUUUUUUUCAGUAAGCAGCUCAGAAUAAAUAUAUGUAUUACCCUCUGAAGGGGUCUUUGACUCCCAAAUCAUGAGAAAGCUAGUUUCAUGAGAAAUCUGCCCAUUCUUGCUGUUUUCUCCUGGAAGACAGAUGGUCGUGUGGGUCAAAUGAUCAUGGGCUUUUUGAUUCUGAGAUUCAGGUUUUCCGAGAAAAAAAAAACCAAUAAACGCUCCCUCAAGCCUCUCCAUUUUCUUUCUGGCUUGGAAAUGAAGUAUUGGAACUUUAUAAUUAAUGUUUUUAUUUUUAAAUAUUUUGUAUGUAUAAUGUGAUAAUUUGCGAGUUCUCGUUCGAAUUAAUCUGCAUGCAUAUUUGAAAUCAGGUAUUAUAUUAAUUUAUUUUAUUUAUUACCUCUACAAAUUAAUAACACUUGUAAUACGUUUAGUAUCAUUACUGGGGUUAAUCCCGACGGUUCUUGUGUGCUAACUUGGGCAACUCUCCUGCUGGAUUUGUGGUGUUUCCGGCUACUAAAUAAGGCAUAUUUCCUGUAAUCGUUUUCUCCUCUCUGUCUUUCUCUCUCUAGAUUUUUUCUUAAUUCUUACUUCUCUCUAAGUCAAUAACCGUUUGCUGUCCAUUUUUUAGGGCGUUAUGCUCCUUUCCUGUAUUAUGGCGUUCUUCUUGAAUUACUGCAUAUUUUUGAACACUACAUUAAACUCCGCCCUUACUCAGACCAUGUGCGGCAACCUCAAGGUUUUUCAACCCUCUCUCUCUCUCUCUCUCUCUCUCUCUCUCUCUUUCUCUCUCUCUCUGAUAUGUUCCUCAUCAUAUCUUCUGGGGCUGCAGGAUCUUCUGACUGUUGGUCUGGGAUGGAUGAUAUUUGGCGGCCUGCCCUUUGACAUGGUGAGGAGUUUCUCUCUCUCUCUCUCUCUCUCUCUCUCUCUCUGUCUCACCUUCUCUCUCUAUCUGGCGUUAAAUAUGUCACAGUCUUUCAAUGAUGAAAAAUCUAGUUACAUGGGGUCUUCUUAUUGUGUUCACUCUCCUCUGUGGUUUCUCUCUCUAGCUCAACGUGGUGGGGCAGUGUCUCGGCUUCCUCGGUUCUGGCUUGUAUGCCUACUCCAAACUCAAGGGCAGGUAG
This is a messenger RNA of Spirodela intermedia, 7451 nucleotides long. Lineage: Eukaryota; Viridiplantae; Streptophyta; Magnoliopsida; Alismatales; Araceae. The record is from the annotation of a GenBank genome assembly.